Messenger RNA from Rubroshorea leprosula, 1295 nucleotides. Lineage: Eukaryota; Viridiplantae; Streptophyta; Magnoliopsida; Malvales; Dipterocarpaceae. The record is from the annotation of a GenBank genome assembly.
AAAUUACGGAACCCAAAGCGGGUUUACAAAUAUAACGUGUGAUUAAAGCCCACAAAACAAGUCCGGAGGAAGGGAAUUUGAAAAGGAACGAUAAAAGGACUGCUACUCUCUAUCUCUCUCUAUCACAGUAUCUCGCACAGAGCCGACCUCGUAACGGUUCGCCGGGGUUUUGGCGGUGCCGAUCAAGGUAAAUACAAUCAACAUGAUUGGAUCCUUUCUUACCAGAGGUCUUGUGAUGGUUCUCGGUUAUGCUUAUCCAGCAUAUGAGUGCUAUAAAACAGUUGAAAUGAAUAAGCCCGACAUCGAGCAGCUUCGCUUUUGGUGCCAAUAUUGGAUUUUGGUGGCUGUUUUGUCAGUCUGUGAGAGAAUAGGCGAUGCUUUUAUUUCAUGGGUUCCAAUGUACAGUGAAGCGAAGUUGGCAUUCUUUGUAUAUCUAUGGUAUCCUAAAACAAGGGGAACUACAUAUGUUUAUGAUUCCUUCUUCAGACCCUAUGUUGCGAAGCAUGAGAAUGAAAUUGAUCGUAACUUGUUGGAACUAAGGACUAGAGCUGGAGAUAUGGCAGUUCUGUACUGGCAAAGAGCUGCAAGUUAUGGUCAGACAAGGAUUUUUGAGAUUUUGCAGUAUGUUGCUUCACAGUCAACAGCAACACCAAGGCCUCCCCCUGCUCAGCCACAAGGCCCCAGGGCUCGCCAAAAAUCUAGUACUCCAAAUGGUCAAGCAGCUACAAAAACUGAGCCAGAAACUGAAGAACCGCCAUCUCCCACAUCUAGCACAUCGUCUAGUCAGCACCAGGAGGAGGUGGCAGAUGAUGUAGCAGAAGAGGUAGGACCUUCAAAGGUACCUACACCGCCUAACCCUGAGACAGUACCAAACAACAACCCAAACAAAAAUGCAAAUGAUGCGUCCCAGAGGACCGAAACAAGUGCUGCAUCUGAAAGCACCGGUGAACCUACCACAACUUUAGCAGAAGCAAUGCAGACUGAACCCGUUCCACCGACACAAAGUGGUGAAAGCGUUGAUCUUCCUCCGAAAGACACUGUCAUGGAAGAAACCAUCCGGCGUACGCGAGGUAGAUUGAGGAAAACACGUUCUGCAGGAACCCGUUAAAGAAUGUUUUUAGUUACUGUCAUUUAUCUUACUGAACUAGUAAUCAGUAGGUGAGUGAUAAUGGCUAUUGAGUUAUUGUUGUUGACGUUAAUGUAAAUUUUGUUGUUUUCUGCUUUCUAUUCCAUUGGUUGCUUUAUUUUUAUUAUUAUUAUCAUUAUUUGAAUGUAGUGUAGCAUGCUAAAAACCC